Molecule: messenger RNA, 1783 nt
Organism: Hydra vulgaris (swiftwater hydra)
Lineage: Eukaryota; Metazoa; Cnidaria; Hydrozoa; Anthoathecata; Hydridae
Product: synaptotagmin-9
Biological process (GO): regulation of dopamine secretion; cellular response to calcium ion; calcium-ion regulated exocytosis
Cellular component (GO): plasma membrane; exocytic vesicle
Molecular function (GO): calcium ion binding; SNARE binding; clathrin binding
Source: RefSeq, a predicted model, not a curated record
AAAAAUCAUUUUUUAACAAAUAAUACUUACACAAUAAUAUUUCACUCAUUUAAAUGUUAAAAAUUUAAAUAUUAUAAACAAAGUGUUUUACACAUGUCUCUUGAAGCUGCAAAAGAAUUUGGUUUAUCGCACGAUGAAUUCAUUGAGUUUCUUUAUGGUGCAAAACCUGAAAACUUAGAUACUACAAAAAACGUUGUUUUAAUUGUCUCACUGCUCUUGCUGACGUUUGCUCUUUUCAUAGGUGGGAUAGCGCUUUUUUUAUGGUUUUAUUCUAAAGCCAUAAAUUCGCAAUCUGAAAAUGAAGAUAAAAUUGAAGCCGAUUUAGCAUGCGAUGAAGAGGCAUUAAAAGACUCAAUUAAAUCCUCGCUUAAGUUGCCUCAGGUUUCUAAUUCAAAAUCACGCUACUCUCCAGACAUUGCGUUCCCGGAUAAACUGGUAAAUGAUGAAGAACUAAAAAAUAUACGCGUUCAAGACAUUGAGCUAAGUUCUGUUUAUUAUGCUCACAGAAAGAGAAUGCAAGUGAAUUUAAGACGAUUAAAUCUUGAAAACAUUCAUCCAACCUUAUUAAGAAAUGCAUAUAUUUACUGGAUAGUGCAUCUGUUACCAGAAAAAACAACUUAUUUUGAAUCAGAACUACGACCAUGUGCUGAAGAAAAUUAUUUUGAAGAAGCUUGUGAGUUCGAUAUUGAAAUUGCAGACAUCUCAUCUAGACAGUUGCAGCUUUCAGUUUACGCGUGUGAUAGAUUUUCACAACACAGACUUGUCAACGAGCAAAUAUUUAAGCUAGAUGUUCUUUUAACAGAUGAUGCAUCCAUAAAACCAAUUAACAUGCAGUUAAUCAAAAAUAGUAAUGACGACGAUGUUUUUGUCGAAGAAAAGAAGCAAAAUGGCGAAGUGUUGUUUUCCUUAUGUUAUAUGCCAACAUCAGGAAGAUUAACCUUUGUAGCUUUAAAAGGAAAGCACUUGUGUGAAGAGUUUGCAACACCAAUCGCUACGUACUUGCGAGUUUCAUUGCUUGUUUCUGGUAAAACAAUGAAAACGGUACAAACAUCAAGUGUUCGUCACUCAUCUAAUCCAGUAUACAACGAGGCUUUUGUUUUUCACGCUCCAUUAGAAAGAUUCAAAGAUACUGAUAUUAUUAUUUCAGUUAUGACUUACGAUCCAAACAAGACAGCACCAAAAAUGCUUGGUAAAAUUAUUGUUGGUCCUGAGUCGGAUUCCAACCUAGGUCGAAAACAUUGGGAAGCUAUGCUUGUUUCUCCGAGAAAACCUGUUGCUCAGUGGCACACUCUCGUCAACUUUCUUUAAUAGACCUUUGUUUCACAGAUCUAUUAUUUAGCAGAUUUCAAUUUUGGUUGCUCUUAAAAAAGUAUUUUUUUCAUCACUCAUACAAAAUAACAGUUUUAAAGUAAGAAAAUAAAAUAUAUUUCAUAAAGCCUUUUAAAAACUUUUUCAAUUUUUUGUUUAUAUAAACAAUUAAAUUUGAUUUAUAAGUGUUUCAUAAUUUUGAAAUAAAUAAAUAGUAAAUUUAAGUUCACACAAAUUAUUAUUUAUAGCCAUAUAUUUUUUUUGUAAGUUCUGCAAUUGGAGUUUUGAAUGGUAUUAACUUUUAUAAGGCUAUAAUGAAUGCGUCAUCUGAUAUCAUUUUGUUUGAUUUUUGCUUAUAUAUGAACUUUCUUGAGCAGCUAAUUGUUUACAAAUAAAUUAUACGUAAACGGUUUCGAAAUCGACCUUUAUGGUAUCAUAUACUACUUAGAUAUGCCAGAAUUUAAAUUCAUUUUUA